AGCAAUCUCAGUCAGUGUUUGUCCAUUGAGUUGUGCAUCUUUCCGCGGAAGUUUGGGUGUGAAAAUUGUACUCAUUAGAAAGCCAUAAAAUAUUCCGAUUGAGCGAUAAAUUAGCGUGAAGACGAAACACAAGGAGAGUGACCUUUGCUGUCGAUCUUCUUGACUUUCAUUGUGGAAUUUUCAUUUGAACUGGGGUGAAAAUGGUGAAAUUGAAGUGAGGAAAGUGCUCAGAGUAGCAUUUCUUGUGGGCGACAGUGGGAGACAGAAAAGUGGAAAAUUCACAGUGUUAUGUGAGGGAAAUUCUUGUGAUUUUAGUGAUUUAACAAUUUCAUGUGAUUCUUUUGUCCUUGUGUGAAAUAAGAAGACAGAAGAGAUUGUGUGAAAAUGCCAGCAUCAACAUCAAUUGUAUUGAAGAGUUUAUCAAUUCUCCUGGGACUUUUCUUCAUUUUCAUCGGCACGAUGAAAUUGAGUCCUUACUUCAGCAAGGAACUCCACAGAGACUUGCGGAAGGAGUAUGUGAAAUAUGCAAAAGUUUUCCCACUGGCGUCUCUCUUUGACCUCAAAAUCCCAUCGAAAUGGUAUCGACGAGUUGUGGGCAUUCUUGAGGUGAUUUGUGGACUUGCCAUGGUCUUUAUACCGUUUCAUAAAAUUAAAAACGCUGCCAAUAUCACACUACUUGCACUCAUGCUGCUCGCCGUCUAUUCUCACUACAUGGUGAGUGAUCCUUUCGAGAGGUCCGGACCAGCUCUCGUCUUCACAUUCAUGCUCGGCGGGCGACUCGUGGUUUGGUAUCAGAUAAACCGACGAGAGAUGGAGGCUGCCGCAGCGGCUCAGGCAACUGCAAAUGGUCUCAAGCAGGAGUAAAUGAGCAGAUGUGAAAGCGUAGAAGAGCAACUAUGAUAAACAUCACAGAUAGGAUUAAUAAGAAGUAUAUUUGUAAUUGAAGGAAGGAAAUCCCAUUAUGACUGAUUCACCGUAUUGUGUUAUUUUGAGUAAUCUUCUACACGCUCUCCUCUUCCAUAUAAUAUGAUUGGUAACAUAUUCCUUGCUGAAUCUCUCCACUUGUGGUGAAUGAUAAGCAAUUAAUUGGAUUCUGUGUGAAGAUGAAAUGUGUCGAACUUGCUGUUGGUCUCAUACAUAUAACGAUACAUUUGGAAAUAUGGUUUCUUAAAGUGCGUGUGAAUCACUUGAGCGCACCAAUAAAGAGGGGAAGAGAAGAAACAUCGAUAAAGAUGAACACUUUGUUCGCCCACUCCAUUAGAUACUGAAUAGAGAGAGAGAGAGAAAGAGAGAGAUUAUAGCCAAAUGUAGUGUCGAUUUUUUCAAAUUGUCGUGGUUUUUUGAUAAAUUGUAUUGCACAUGGAGAAUAAAUGCAAGGAAUUUGAUUAGGACACUGAAA
Molecule: messenger RNA, 1399 nt
Organism: Phlebotomus argentipes
Lineage: Eukaryota; Metazoa; Arthropoda; Insecta; Diptera; Psychodidae
Product: novel acetylcholine receptor chaperone
Exons: 4
Coding region: 385-864 (159 amino acids)
Biological process (GO): positive regulation of protein localization to cell surface; chaperone-mediated protein complex assembly
Cellular component (GO): endoplasmic reticulum
Source: RefSeq, a predicted model, not a curated record